GGUAAAUGGUCAAAUCAAAAUAAUAGUAACCUAAAAAAAUUGCCCAAACUUCUCAUAAACAUCAAACCAACCUAACAAUGAAGAAAAAACCUGUACCUCAUUUAAAGUUUGAAAAUAGUCGUAAGACCAUACGCAAACAGAAAAGGCAGCAAAAAAAAAUUCAUCGCCAGGAACAUUAUUUGAAGAAAAAAACCCCACAACAGUCUAUAAUUCAUCCCCAGCAUACUCCGGGAAGGUUCGUAAAGAGACCAGCAGAUGGACAAGAUACUACAGAAAUGAAGAAAAAAAGAAAGAAACCCAAUGCGCCAAGCUAUGACAUCCUUAACAAAGAGAGACAAAAGGAAAUCAACGAAGCAGACCAAUUAAAGUCAGAAAUGGAAGAACAGCGACGGAAGAUACUCCUCAAAGCCAAUGAGGAAGAAGAUCGCCUGAUAAAAAAGCUUGAGAAACAAAUGGGCCUAAAUAAAUCUAAAAACAAGAACAAUUACUUUUCUGAAGAUGGUUUGGACUACCUUUUAGAAAUAUGUGACAGAUCAACAACAGAACAGAUAGUGGCUGCAGAAAAACAUUUAGCUGAAGUUGAUGGUGAUUCAGACUUUGAAGAAGACAUAGCAAUUGUUACAGGAAAAGACAAACACCAAAAGAAAUCUCAGGAAGUAGAUCCACACAAUAGUGAUGAGAAAUUUGACAAUAGUGAAGAGAGUUGUGCUGAAGAGGCAGAAGAUGGUUUGAGUGAUGAAUAUGAUGAUUUGGAUGAUGAUUAUGAUGGAACAGAUAGUGAGCUUGAAGAAAAACCGAAAAUCUCUAGCAAAAACAAAACAGACAAAAAGAAAAUUAAUGAAAGAACAGUAAAAGAAGAAUCAAGCAAUGUUAGUAGUGAAGAUGAAAAAUCAUACCUAUCCAGUGAUAGUGAUGAAAGUGAUUUAAAUGAUGAACCAGAAGGAAAACAGAUUAAGAAGACAAAAGAAGAGAAAAAAGAAAGAAUAAUUAAAGCGGAUGACAUAUCUAAAGUGUUCAGUGAUGAUGAGAUCUCUCAUUUGUCUAGCGAUGAUAUAGAUGAUGAAAACGUUGAACCUAAUGAGAAACCUGACAUUUGGGAAGAUAUAUAUGGACGUAAGAGAGAUAAAGACGGUAAUGUCAUAAAGGAACAAAAAGGUACAUACAUACCGCCCCAUCUACGUAACAAAGACGUUGCACUAGAAAAAGAUUUGACACAACUCAAGAGGCAAAUAAAAAGUGUGCUGAACAAGCUGGCGGGCACGAACCUGCACUGGGCCUGCACGUCCAUAGAGAACCUGUACGGCAACAACAGCAGGCACGCAGUCAACACCAGCCUCAGCGAUCUGUGGCUGCACGCGACCGUGGCGCCCCCCGCCCCCAACCCCGCACUCCCCGCCCCCGCCGCGCCCGCCCGCCUCGUGGCCGAGCACGCCGCGCUGGUCGCCGUGCUGCAUGCUAAUGUUGGAUCCGAAAUAGGGGCGCAUUUCCUCCAAGUACUAUGUAAAGAGUUCGACAGGGCGAUGCAGACCCCGCAGCCGGUUGAGGAUAAGCGCCUGGACAACCUCGUCUCCUGUCUCUCGUAUCUCUACACCUUCAAGGUGUAUCACGCGGCCCUUCUGUACGACGUGCUUGCGCGUCUGCUCGCUGACGUCACCGAGAAGGGCAUAGAGUGCGUGCUGGUGGCCCUGAGGGCGGUCGGCGGAGUGCUGCGGAAGGAGGAACCUCUCGCCCUCAAGAACUUCAUACACGAGACGCAGGAGAGAGUGACGCGGCUCAGUGAGGACGCCGCCAGAGGGUCUCGCAUAAAGUUCCUGCUCGAAGUUCUAAUGGCGGUGAAGAACAACAACCUCACCAAGAUCCCGCAGUACGACCCCGCGUACGCAGAGCACUUGAGGAAGUCCAUCAAGGGGAUCAUCAGGAAGGGGAACUACGUCACGACACUCAACAUACGACUAGAAGACUUGUUGAAAGCCGAUGAGAGAGGUAAGUGGUGGGUGGUGGGGUCGGCGUGGGAGGGCGGGGCGCGGCAGGGGGAGGCGCGGCGGGAGGACGCGCGGCCGCCGCCCUCCGUCGACCAGAAGCUGCUGGAGCUCGCGCGGAAACAGAGGAUGAACACGGACGUCAGGAGGAGCAUCUUCUGCGUCAUCAUGUCUGCAGAGGACUACAUGGAUGCGUUCGAGAAGCUCCAGCACCUGGGCCUGCGGGGGCAGCAGGAGCGGGAGGUGGCGCACGUGCUGCUGGCCUGCUGCCUCCAGGAGACCACGUACAACCCGUACUACGGCGUCCUGGGACGGAAGCUGUGCGAGUUUGACAGGAAAUAUCAGCUAUCCAUACAGUUCACGGUGUGGGACAAAAUAAAGGACAUAGAGAACCAGUCGAAACAGGCGCUAACGAAUUUAGCGCAGUUCCUCGUUCAUUUAAUUAUGGAGAAGGGCCUGGCGCUCUCGGUGCUCAAGAUCAUCCAGUUCUCGGAGCUGAGCAAGCAGUCGGUUCGCUUCAUGCGGCAGGUUCUGCUGUCGAUCAUAAUGAACGAAGACGUGGCCUCGUCGCUCGAGGUGUUCCAGCGGGUGGCCCGGCCGCCCAAGCUGCACGUGUUCAGGGAGAGCCUGCGGCUGUUCAUCCAGCACUUCCUGGUGAAAACCGCGGGCCGCAGCGGCGCCCUGGGGCCGCACGACGCCGCCGCGCUCGCCCUGCGCGCCGCCGACGUCGACGCGAUACUCACCCGGCACGAAUCUAAGCUUAAGCUGUGAAUAAACUUAA
This is a messenger RNA of Bombyx mandarina (wild silkworm), 2760 nucleotides long. RefSeq names its product nucleolar MIF4G domain-containing protein 1 homolog. Gene Ontology annotation, molecular function: RNA binding; protein binding. Gene Ontology annotation, biological process: ribosomal small subunit biogenesis. The record is from RefSeq and is a predicted model, not a curated record. NCBI's taxonomy places the organism in Eukaryota, Metazoa, Arthropoda, Insecta, Lepidoptera, Bombycidae. Gene Ontology annotation, cellular component: nucleolus.